Molecule: messenger RNA, 1133 nt
Organism: Fusarium odoratissimum NRRL 54006
Lineage: Eukaryota; Fungi; Ascomycota; Sordariomycetes; Hypocreales; Nectriaceae
Exons: 2
Coding region: 167-706 (179 amino acids)
Source: RefSeq, a predicted model, not a curated record
CAUCUUCCUUCAGGAUUCGUUUUACCAUUAUGAGCGGUAAGCAUUAAAAGAUGACGGCUCUGUGUUCAUCCUUUUCUUCCUCUUAUGUAAUCUCGUCUGAUCGCAUCAAUUUUCUUGUUUCCAUUUCUUGGCAUAUUUGUUGAUCAAGCGCAGUCGUAGCUGCAGGAUGGCUAUUCCACUUACAAUGGCUGGACCACAGUAUCAUGACGACUUCGAUUCUACACCUAAGCAAGGCUCAACACCAACACAAGAUCAACCUUUAGACCAGCCUCGAGAACGGGUACAACCGUUGUCAGCUCACGAUACGUCAUCUCUUCCCGCCAAAGAUCAUAUAUGGAAGGCCAGACUUAACCUUCGUCUCUUCUCCAUCUGUGUUGACGCUCUUCUUCUUGUCAUUGUCUCUUUAUUGGCCUCUAGUUCUAGUGAUGGAACAAUCUCCAUCAUCUUCUUUGGGGUUAUCACUACCCUUGCUCUAAUAUGGAACUUUGCGGACUCUAUCCAUCUCUGGACCAGAAGAUAUCGCAGCUUUAGUCCCUCCGUACGGAUUUGCCUCGAUCUCCCCUUAUCGAUUCUCUUUGCAAUCUUGUCACUUACCUGUGGCUAUUUCGGUCCUUCGGAUCACGCAGUUCCCGGCUCAGCUCCAAGCACAGACGAGUCACAUCUUGGGAGACGAGCGCUCGGAUGUUUCGGCAUCACCAAAGUGUAAGUCUACUGCUAUGUUGAAGUCUCACAUUUUUAUCUUACUGACUUGCAAUUGGUUUGUUCAGUCUCGUUCACAUGAUUCUAGUUUUCGUGGCUUACUACGAGAGAACACAAGCAAAGUCGUCCACAUUACAAAAUAACUUUGAGAGGACUGAGGGGGAUAUACCCAGAGACGAGGAAGAAGGGUUGCUAUUUAGCGAAGAUUCUGUCUCAAACAGAUAGUCGUGCUCAUUGGCAGCUAGCGACUUGCGUUUCGUUUUCCACGCAUUAUGCCAAUAACAUGGAGAGAUACCAACACAAGGAAGUAACAAGCAUAGGAGAUACCACCACCACUAAAUCCUUUUUUAUCCUGCUCCUAAUUUUCAGUCUCAGUACGUUCAAUGCCCAGUCUCUACCCCAUCACUGCCAACUCACAUCUUCCCACCGCCUGG